Molecule: messenger RNA, 1092 nt
Organism: Enhydra lutris kenyoni (northern sea otter)
Lineage: Eukaryota; Metazoa; Chordata; Mammalia; Carnivora; Mustelidae
Product: PR/SET domain 12
Exons: 5
Coding region: 1-1092 (363 amino acids)
Biological process (GO): neurogenesis
Cellular component (GO): nucleus
Molecular function (GO): histone methyltransferase binding
Source: RefSeq, a predicted model, not a curated record
AUGAUGGGCUCCGUGCUCCCGGCUGAGGCCCUGGUGCUCAAGACCGGGCUGAAGGCGCCGGGACUGGCACUGGCCGAGGUCAUCACCUCCGACAUCUUGCACAGUUUCCUGUACGGCCGCUGGCGCAACGUGCUGGGCGAGCAGCUCUUCGAGGACAAGAGCCACCACGCCAGCCCCAAGACAGCCUUCACCGCCGAGGUCCUGGCGCAGUCCUUCUCCGGCGAGGUGCAGAAGCUGUCCAGCCUGGUGCUGCCGGCGGAGGUGAUCAUCGCGCAGAGUUCCAUCCCCGGCGAGGGCCUCGGCAUCUUCUCCAAGACGUGGAUCAAGGCGGGCACGGAGAUGGGCCCCUUCACUGGCCGCGUCAUCGCCCCGGAGCACGUGGACAUCUGCAAGAACAACAACCUGAUGUGGGAGGUGUUCAAUGAGGAUGGCACAGUGCGCUACUUCAUUGAUGCCAGCCAGGAGGACCACCGGAGUUGGAUGACCUACAUCAAGUGUGCACGGAAUGAACAGGAGCAGAACCUGGAGGUCGUCCAGAUCGGCACCAGUAUCUUCUACAAGGCUAUCGAGAUGAUCCCGCCUGACCAGGAGCUGCUGGUGUGGUAUGGAAACUCACACAACACCUUCCUGGGGAUCCCUGGUGUGCCUGGGCUGGAGGAGGAGCAGAAGAAGAACAAGCAUGAGGACUUCCACCCGGCGGACUCGGCGGCAGGCACCGCGGGCCGCAUGCGCUGCGUCAUCUGCCACCGCGGCUUCAACUCGCGCAGCAACCUGCGCUCGCACAUGCGCAUCCACACGCUGGACAAGCCCUUCGUGUGCCGCUUCUGCAACCGCCGCUUCAGCCAGUCGUCCACGCUGCGCAACCACGUGCGCCUGCACACGGGCGAGCGUCCCUACAAGUGCCAGGUGUGCCAGAGCGCCUACUCGCAGCUGGCCGGCCUGCGCGCCCACCAGAAGAGCGCGCGCCACCGGCCGCCCAGCGCCGCGCUGCAGCCGCACUCGCCCGCGCUGCCCGCGCCGCACGCGCACGCGCCCGCGCUCGCCGCCGCCGCCGCCGCGGCGCCGCACCACCUGCCGGCCAUGGUGCUGUGA